ACGAAGUCGAAAUUUCUGCCAGGCCUCAUUUUGAUUUUUGAUUUUCAAAAUAAUCUAAAAUGUUUUUAUACAUUUUAUUUUUUACUUAGUAUGUAAAAUUUUUACAGUAAUUGUAGAUAACAUGUCAACGAUUAUUAAAUUUGACUUGAAAGAACUGAAAGCAUUAGCGAAUGAUAAAGACUCGUGUGUUAUUGAAAAAAGAGUAAAUCAAAAUAUCGCAUUACAGCCAUGGUGUCUUGGAAAUCUGAAAGAAUCAGUUAAGAAUUUGUUAGAUUAUAAAAUAGGAAAGUUUGACAAGGAGUUCAAUGGAAUUUUAUUGAGCUACAAAAACCUUCGCAUUUUACAAAACGUAGGAUCUAUAAGAAACGAUAGCUCAGAUAUACACUUUCAAGUACAAGCAGAUUAUUUUAUUUUUCGGCCAUAUGUAGGGGCUACAUUGAAAGGCGUUGUUAACAAGAAAUAUCUAACACAUUUGGGAGUAUUAGUGCACAGGGUGUUUAAUGUUGUUAUACCAAGGCCAACGGAAGAGUCAGAUACUGAGUGGGAAGGUACCAACAUUGAAGAAGGACAGACAGUUCUUUUUGAAAUAGCAGCUUUAGAUCUCUAUGGUGCCUUACCAUACAUUAGAGGAAGUCUAGAAAAAAGGUGGUCAGAGCUAGUUGAAGAUGACGAAGAUCCUGGUGAUUCGAUGAAACCUUUGAAACUGCUAGAUGUCUCAUAUGUAGAUUUCGAUAAAACAAAGCCAGUCCAACGACAAAUGGGUGAUGGGCUACCAGGCUCGUCAAAUAAAAAAUUAAAUAGUUCUAUUAAAGGUGUUAAUUCUACCACGAAUGGCAUUAACAGUGCUACACCAAUAAAAAGUAAAGCAAAAAAACCAAAUGCACUUGUAGAUACAGAAUUAAGACAUUCAGAAACAAUUUCAAGGCUACCUAAAAAACACAAAAAGUUGGAUGUUGUGUAAAGUAUUUGAAAAUAAAGCCUUGAAUAUUGUUGUAUGAAGACAGCAACAAAAUUUUAGGGUAAAAAUAAUUAAUUAUUAAAUUUGUAUAUGUUUACAGUA
Leptidea sinapis is the source of this 1060-nucleotide messenger RNA. It is a transcript of the gene Polr1F, whose product is annotated as DNA-directed RNA polymerase I subunit RPA43. The record is from RefSeq and is a predicted model, not a curated record. The transcript is spliced from 4 exons. NCBI's taxonomy places the organism in Eukaryota, Metazoa, Arthropoda, Insecta, Lepidoptera, Pieridae. Gene Ontology annotation, cellular component: RNA polymerase I complex. Bases 122 to 961 code for a protein of 279 amino acids. Gene Ontology annotation, biological process: DNA-templated transcription initiation.